Molecule: messenger RNA, 4553 nt
Organism: Phlebotomus argentipes
Lineage: Eukaryota; Metazoa; Arthropoda; Insecta; Diptera; Psychodidae
Gene: Ptip
Product: PAX-interacting protein 1
Exons: 6
Coding region: 147-4475 (1442 amino acids)
Cellular component (GO): MLL3/4 complex
Source: RefSeq, a predicted model, not a curated record
AUCACAAAGCGGAGUAGGAGUGUGUUGUGUGUUUGGUGUUUUCAUCCCGAAAACCACUAAAUUUCCACCUUUCCCAACGUGAUAGUGGGCUCUUCGUCUACCCAAAAGCUUCCCUGUAAUGCGGAGUGUGUGAAAAUAGCGAAAAAAUGACGGAGAAUCUGUUCAAAGACGUGAAAUACUACGUGACCGGAAAGUUGGAUCCCAAGGUCAAGGAACUCUUGGACAAUGGUGGAGCGUCCAACUCCAAGUUCAUGGUGGACUACAUCACGCACGUGAUUUGCGGAGUGAAUUUCGAUGAGAAUGAGAUCUCGCAGGCGCUGGACUUGUACGAAUUGCCGUCCGUGACGGAAGCCUGGGUGCUGGCGUCUGUGAAGCUGGGCCGCCUGGCCACCACGAAGGCCUACGAGCCGAGCGGCGAGAAGCUGUUCGCGGGCUGCAGAUUUGCGCUGUGCGAUAUGACGGCGAAGGAUCGCAAGACGCUCUUCGCCACGCUCACAUUCCACGGGGCGCAGGUGGAGAGGAAUUUCACGGAGAGGAGCACGCAUCUGGUCUGCACGGCGGCGUCUGGGCAGGCGUACGCGAAGGCCCUGGCAUUGGGCGACAGAGUGAGCGUGGUGACGCCGGACUGGGUGAAUGAGUGCGUGCAGAGCAAGGCUCGGGUGGACGCGCAAGCCUUCCAUCCGAGGCUCCUCGUCACGGCGGAGAGCCAGAAGGCGCCGGUGGAGAUGUCGCAGCAGACGCUGGCCAGCAUAAUUGGCUUCGAUUUCGAGGAGGGCAUCGCCAAGACGGAACUUCCCGUGCCGAAGGCCCCAAUUGCGACCGCUGAGACUGUCAGCACGCCUCAGAGUCAGCCUCCGAAGCCCCAGAUGGUGGCGACUCAGCCCGCGGUGCGCAACAAGUUGAUCCUGCAGCAGCAGCCCGGCGGACCGCGGGCGGUGAUGCAGCAGCAGCUGCAGAACAAGAGUCUGCAACAGCAGUUCCAGCUGCAGAUCCGCCAAACGACGCCCACAUUGCAGAAUCCAGUCAGUGCGGCGGCGGCGGCUUUCCAACCAGCGCCACAGCAGAUGAAGCAAACGGAGAUCAGCAGCCCGCAGAUCAGCCAGAGCUUCCCGACGGAGGGUAAUCAGACCAUUAUUCGGCAGCAGCUGAUUCAGCAGAGCGCGGCGCCGCAGCAAAUGAUCCAGCAGCAGGCGCACAUUAUCGCGACGCCGGCAUCCCAACAAAUGAUUCAGCAGCACGUGCUGACGGCGCACGCCAAGGCAGGCGCGUCGCAGCCGCCGCAGCAGGUACAGUUCAUCCAAGCGACGCCACAACAGGCGCAGAAACUGAAAGCCGGCGCCAUGAUCCAGAUUCAGCAGAACACACAAGUGCUGAACAGUCAGCAGCAGCAAAUAUUUGCCAAUCAAUUGCAGAGUGGCGGAAAUUUGGUGGGUCAGCAAAUGCAGAACAAGCACAUCAUCAUGCAGCAGCAGAGUCACGCACAGCCGAGUCAGCAGCAGCAGAAUAUCGUCAUUAUCAAUCAGUCGAGUCUGAAGCAGUCUGUGCCGCAGCAGGGUGCGGCGCAGGUGACACAGGCACCAGUGAGCCAGGCCACGGCUCAAGCGCAGCCGCAGCAGCAAAUCAUGGGCCAGCAGCAGCCGCAGAACAUCCAGUAUCUGCACACGCUGCAGCACCAGCAACAGCAGCAGCAGCAGAUGACUUUCCAGAUGCAGCAGAAGCCGCAACUCAACAUGUCAGGCGGCCAGAUUGUGCAGCAGAACGCGCCCAGUCAGCUGCCGCCGCAGAACCAACCGGGACAGCCGCAACAGAUCGUGCAGCAGAUCGUCCAGGGGGCGCAGCAAAGUGGCGGCCAGGUGCCACAGAGGAUGGUCACGAUGGCCGGGCAGCAGCAGCAGACGGCGGCAGGGCAGCAGCAGUGGACGACACCGCAGGGGCCGUACGUGAGGGCCGCUCGGCCGCACUGGCAGGGCGGAGCGCCGGCGGUGCCGCAGCGUCAGCUCAUUCACUUGGAUGCGCAGACACACGCACACCUGCAGACGCUGGAUCCCGUGCGGCGGGCGGAGUACAUUGCGAAGCUGCAGAAUAAGCAGCGCGGUAUCAUGCUGCGCCAUCAGAUCUUCCCGGCCGGCGUGCGUCCGGGCGCGGCGCCGCCGGGCAUCGUAACGGCGCAGCUCCCCGCGGGCGGCCACCAACACAUCCUCAUCCAGAGCCAAAUGCCUGGCGGCCUGUCGCCGCAGAGCAAGGCGCAGUGGAUCAGGCAGAACCGGCCGCUGCUCGUGCGCCAGACCAAUGCGCCCGGCCUGUCGCCGAUCUCGCAGCAGACAUCGGGCGGCGGCGUCGUGCAGCAACCGACAGUGCAACCCGCACCGGCGGCAGGAGGUCAAUUUCACCAGGUGGACGCUGGAGCCGCCACGCCGCCGCACUAUCAGCGCGUGAUGCUGCAAAUGCAGCAAGGCGUGACGCCGGGACAGGCGAAGGUUAUCACGCCGGCGGCUGGCAGCAGUCAAUCUGCGGCCGGACAGACUGUGAUGCCACGCGCGGGAUUCCCGGCUGCGCAGGCUGAGAUCGCGGCUGCGACGGUGGACGGAGGUCAAUCGGUGCAGCCGCAGCAACAGACGCACGCGGAGGCCGCGGCGCCAGCUGGGCAGAUGAUCAACAAGACUAAGACGGCGCUAGCUAACAUGCUGAACAGCCGUCUGAGUGGCGCCAACAAUGGCGCCGUGGGGACGCCGGGAGUGCCUGAGUCUGAGCCUUCUGCCGCAGGAACGUUGCGCAUGAUGACGGCGCAGCACAACGCCGCGCUGAGUCUCUCCGGAACACCGCGGACGCCCCAGGACAUCAUUGCCAUGCAGCGACGCACGCUUGGCAACAUCACGAACAGCGCCACGGUCGGUUCGCCUGUUGUGGCGCAAGUGGCGCAGGGACAGCUGCCGAUCGUCGUGCCACAAUCGCCCUCCGCCGGCGGCCCGCUGAAGAACACGGCGCCCUUCAGUCCAGGACGCACGCCGCUUCCGCCGCGGCCGCAGUUCUACGGUCACAAUCCAAAUCUCAAGCUGCCGCCUGAUCUGUUUCUGCUCGGGUGCACGUUCUUCGUGGUGGAGUACGAUGAGACCAACAAGGCCGAGCUGCCGGCGUGGCGAGAGCUGAUCCAGAAGCACGGCGGUGAGAUCGAGUCGUUCUACUGUCAGAAGGUGACGCACGUGCUGUGUCGCACGCAGCGCCACGGCGUCGUGAUGCAGGCGAUACGCGAUUCAAAGCGCUGCGUGACGGCGUACUGGCUGAACGACACGAUUCUGCGACGGCAGGUGCAGCCGCCAUGGCAAGCGAUCCACUUGCCGGCGCCCAGCACGUUCGGCAUGCAGAAGCCGGCGACUCGGCACAUCAUCGCCAUCUCGGGCUUCGAGGGCGACGAGCGACAGCGCAUUAAGAACAUGGUGGAGGAGUCCGGCGGCAAGUUCACGGGCUACUUCAGCAAGCAGAACACCGUGUUGAUCUGCAAGAAGCCCGAGGGCGCCAAGUAUCGGCGCGCCAAGGAUUGGGCGGUGCCGGUGGUGAACGCCACGUGGCUGAGCGACAUCCUGCUGGGCAAUCUCAGCUCCAUGUCGCAGUACGAGAUCACCAAGUAUCAGCAAUACAACCUCAUGGGCCCAUUCAGGAUCGAGUACGGCCUCGUGCCGCACCUCAUGACUGCGUGGAAAUCGCCGAUAAAUCUCACUCAGGAGUCCCAUGAGAAGGUCAAGCGGUGCCUUUCGGAGCCACAAAGUGCGCCGAAGCCCAAGAAAAUACGCACUCUGCCACCUUUGGAGCCCAUCCCGGAUGAGAUUGUCUGCACAAAGACGCCGGAAGGUGACGAAGUGCCUAAGAUACUCUUCUCGCAAGUGGACAAUCUCGAUGGCUUGACGCGAGCGGUGACUUCUCUCGGCGGAAUUGUCGUGCAGAAUCCUCUCGAGGCCACGCACUUGGUGAUGACUCGUUUAACGCGCACGCACAAGCUACUGCUGGCCAUGUGCGUGGUGAAGCACAUCGUGAGCACGCAGUGGCUGAUGGAGAGCGCCAAGGAGGGCAGCUUCCAGCCGCUGGACGCGUACGUGAUCAAGGAUGCCACCUUCGAGGACAACUUCAAGUGCGACAUCCACGAGACGGUGAAGAAUCCGAACAGGGGACAACUGUUCGACGGCAAGACGUUCUACAUCACGCCAAGCGUGCGACCGGCCGUGCGUGAGCUCACGCAGAUGAUCGAGGCGAGUGGCGGCAAGGUGGAGAAGGCCAGGAGAUCCGUGCUGAAGAUCCAGGAGGCGAAUGCGCAACUGGCGGACAGCUACAUAAUCCUCAGCUGCGCCAAUGAUCUUCAUCUGUUGGCGGAUCUCACGCGGUCUGGCAAGCAGAAUCGCAUCAUAUGCACAACGGAAUUCGUCAUGAGAUCCAUCAUGACGCAGAGCAUCAACAUCGAGCCGCAUAUUAUGAAGUACUUCUAGAUUUAGGCAUGAAAAUCAUGAAAUACUAUUAGAAUUGUAAACUAUUUUUACAUUGCACAUCGCAAUAAAGCAAGGAAU